AAGGCACCAUUCUUAUAAGCUGCCAGUUUUCUGAACCUGGUUUUGUUACAAAUACAAUUUGUAGUUGUAGGUCUCUUCGCCCCCCUUUCUUCUCUUCUUCUUAUCUUGUGCCUUCGCGUGGCAUGUAUCAAUUCAAUUAAAUCUCUCUUCCUUCUAUGUCUAAAAUAUCAUAACAGCAUAACAAGCAUGACAACAAGCAAAGCAAGUAAUGAAACUGCUGCUUCAGAACAACUCAACAACAAUACAGAGUGUUGCAUGUGCGGGGAUCUUGGCUUCUCUGACCAGCUUUUUCACUGCAAAGUCUGCCAAUUCAGAUCUCAACACAGAUAUUGCAGCAAUUUGUACCCGAAAGAUGAGGCGUGUGAAACGUGCAAUUGGUGUUUGAGUCAGAAAGAGGAGAGCACAAAAGAGAAGUCACCGAAUUCGUCAAACUCUUCAUCUUCUCAUCACAGGAACAACGACGAGGGAAACAAGAACAAGAAGCUCAUCAAGAAGCUCCAAAUUCAGAAACCAAUGAUUAAGAAACCAAAGUCUCCGUCAGAUCAUCAGUCAUCAAGAUCACCACCACCACCAUCGCCUUCACCGUCGGUUAUGACACCGACACGGAAGAGAAUCGUGACCAACCGUGCCUUGGAGGAAAGGCUGAGGAGGACCAAGUCAGAAGGGGUAAUAGCGGCGGUUAGAAAUGGUGGCGCCACCAAACAGGUCUUUAGGAAUAAGGUCAGAAGGUACAAGCUUUUGGAUGAGGUUUCAAGUUGAGUUAAGCAAACAAAACUUAAUCAAAAUAAAAAGUUUUUAUAUUUUUUAUUUAGAAAAUAUCGUUCCAUUUUCGAACUUUAAUACAUUGAGUAUCCAUGUAGUAAAAGUCGAAAGAAUAGAUACUUUUGAAAAGGAGGAGUACAUAAAAAAAAUGAUGUCGAUUAUAGGUUUUUAUUUUUAUUUUCCAAAAUUUCCCAAACAAUGUAUAUAAAUCAAAAGUGAAAUAAUGAAUGAGCCAUUGCAGCCCCA
Messenger RNA from Arachis stenosperma, 1008 nucleotides. RefSeq lists its product as uncharacterized. The transcript has 2 exons. The record is from RefSeq and is a predicted model, not a curated record. Lineage: Eukaryota; Viridiplantae; Streptophyta; Magnoliopsida; Fabales; Fabaceae. Bases 187 to 759 code for a protein of 190 amino acids.